AUGGCUGGCAUCAAGAUCAAGACGGGCCCGCAGGGUUCCUCCCGUCAGACGCGAACCUACGCGGCCUGCACUCACGUCACGUUGAUCCGCGUCUAUAGCUACCAUCUCCGCUGCGAUUCUUGUGGCAACCUCGGCCCCUUGGGCUGGCUGUACUGUUGUACUCAAGAUCACGAGGAGUUGCUUCGCGAGGCCAUUUGCCGCGGAGAAGAGUGCAAUUUUGACGAGCUGGGCCGUGACAUGGUCAAUACCGUCAAACCCAGACUUCGCGGUCCAGAGCAGCGGGCCACAAACCCAGCCAACUUUCUCGAGGAAAUGUCCCCUGAAUUUAUUGCCAAAACGUACACUAGCGAACAGCUUAUGACCAUCUUCAACCAACUCGACGGCUACUUCUCUUACAUCCACGUCUCCGGCAUUGACAUCCAGCCGAGACACUUCGAGCACUGA
Colletotrichum chrysophilum is the source of this 444-nucleotide messenger RNA. RefSeq lists its product as uncharacterized. NCBI's taxonomy places the organism in Eukaryota, Fungi, Ascomycota, Sordariomycetes, Glomerellales, Glomerellaceae. The coding region runs from base 1 to 444 and encodes 147 amino acids. The transcript is spliced from 3 exons. The record is from RefSeq and is a predicted model, not a curated record.